This is a messenger RNA of Hermetia illucens (black soldier fly), 1268 nucleotides long. RefSeq lists its product as uncharacterized. Bases 146 to 1072 code for a protein of 308 amino acids. Lineage: Eukaryota; Metazoa; Arthropoda; Insecta; Diptera; Stratiomyidae. The record is from RefSeq and is a predicted model, not a curated record. The transcript is spliced from 2 exons.
GUAACGCUGUUUGGUGGUGGAGUGUUUUGGAUUAGACGUUCGUUCACUUCGCGAGUGGGUUCUUGAGGGUUGGAGUUGUUUUAAGCAAUGCGUCGGGGGAGCUGUUAUAGAAAUAGCCUCACUACUUCCUGGAACUGCUGAAAACAUGUCACUCCUGCGUGUUAUGUACAAAUCGCGGCAUGUCAGCGCGGCCAGCAGUGCAUUUUUCCAUCGAAAACUUUGUGAUAACUUGCCAUGGACCCGGCAUCAAAUCAGAACAUGUUCGCAACAGGCAGCCAAUAUCUCGCCAAUUCAAAACAUUCAAAAGCCUCGGGAGCUCGAUAUCACGGCAUCAUCGCAACUCAAGGGGAAUAUAGAGAAAUCAACGGAGAGAAAAGGAAUCAUCCAGCGAUCUCUCUUCAAAGCCAAUGUCCUCAUUGAGGAACUUUCACAUAUGGAUGAGGUGCGGGAGGCACAGGACAGGGUCAUCCAGUUAAAGGAUAAACUGAUUGAGUCCGGGCAACAGAAGCGUGACAUUCUCCACAAACUAUCCGAGAUCAGGCGGGAAUUGAAGCAAAUCCAUGCAGACAGUAUUGCGAUCAGACGAGGCACUGAUGGCUACCUGACCCUCGUUCACAAUGAAAUUAGAUUGCUCAAGGACGAGGAGCGGCUGCAGUCCGAGUAUGAUGAAGCCGAUGACGAGGAACGCAAGCUUUUCACUCAUUUGACCGCCGCAAUCAAUGACUCAUACGAGAAGGAGAAAGUGCAUGCCAACACGCUUCGUCUUUGGGGCUUAAUCGGAACCCUAAUAACAUCGGUAUUCACCUUGGUAUUGUCCACAAUCGGUCAUUACUAUCACACAACGCAACUGGGCCUGGUGGGCAGUAAAUUCAAAGAUACCGAGAGCAUACACCGAGAGAUCCGUUCGCUGCGUGAUAUUUUGUUGGCUAUGCAGGCACAUAGCGAAUCGGAGGUGAAGACUAAGCAGAAGGGACCAGUUGCAAACCCUCAGGCAUCUGGAGAAUCGUGGGGAGCGUACUUCUCACGGAAAAUUAGCGGCAUUUUUAGAUAUUUUUAUCCAAAGAAGCCUUAGCGGGAGUGAAGUCGUACAUUUCGUUUUUCAUUCAUUUUUUUUAAUCCGAAUUUUCUCGUUCGAGGUGGAUACUGACUAAGAAUAAAUCUUUUUUUUACCGAUAAGAAUCCUAUUAUGUUCAUGGAUAGACGCUUAUGUUGUUGGAGACAAAACUUAUCCAAAUAAAAAACAAAGUUUCCUAAGAAAUAGUUUAUAA